AUGGAUCAAAGUCUCCCAAGAAUACCGAAAGAUGAAACCCAGAUUGGUGAUAUCAUGCGUCUUAUAACCAAAGACCUCAGUGAACCUUACUCGAUAUACACCUACAGAUACUUCAUACAUAACUGGCCAGAGCUUUGCCUACUGGCAUACGACACCAUGUCGGAAGCGUAUGUUGGUGCUGUUGUUUGCAAACUGGACAGAAAUGCUGAAGGACGAAGGAAAGGAUAUUUGGCAAUGUUGGCAAUUGACGAAUCCUGUAGAAGAUUAGGACUUGGAACAAGACUUGUACGACGAGCUAUUGAGCGAAUGGAAUCCCAAGGAUGCGAUGAGGUGGUUUUAGAAACGGAGGUUUCGAAUGUGAAUGCCCAACGCCUUUACAGCAAUCUAGGGUUUAUUCGCGAAAAGCGUCUUGUAAGAUACUACUUAAAUGGUGGUGACGCCUUCCGCCUAAAGCUAUACUUUUCUCCACCCAUGGCUGUCGCUAGGAAAGCUUCAUAUGUGUAA
Strongylus vulgaris is the source of this 504-nucleotide messenger RNA. NCBI's taxonomy places the organism in Eukaryota, Metazoa, Nematoda, Chromadorea, Rhabditida, Strongylidae. The record is from the annotation of a GenBank genome assembly.